UAAUUACAGUAAUAUAAUACACUUGUUUUGUAGAAUCCACAACAUGCGUGCAUUGGUUCUGGUAGCUCUCUGCUUUGCUGCUGUUACAGCCGUCCCCACAAACCCACAAAGGAUUGUUGGUGGUAACGUGGUUGAUAUUAGCCAGUACCCUAGCAUCGCCGCUCUCCUGUAUUCAUGGAACUCGAAUCAAUACUGGCAGACGUGUGGAGGUUCCAUCUUGAACUUCAAUACCAUCCUUACCGCUGCUCACUGUACUUAUGGUGACACAGCCCUCAGAUGGCGCAUCCGUCUCGGUUCAUCCUGGGCCAACAGCGGUGGUAACGUUUACAACGUUGCCCAAAAUAUCGUUCACAAUUUAUUUAGCUUUAGAACUUUAGAUAACGACAUUGCUAUCCUCCGCUCCGCCUCGUUCUUCUAUUACAACAUCAAUGUCCGCGAUGCUCAUAUUGCUGGUCCCAACUACUUGCCUUCUGACAACUCUCCCGUCUGGGCUGCUGGAUGGGGAGACACUAUCCAUGGUUCACUUGCCGGCUCUGACCAGCUCCGUCACGUCCAGCUGCAGAUCAUCAACCAGAACACUUGCAGAAACAACUACGCUACCCGCGGUAUCGUCAUCACCGACAACAUGCUGUGCUCUGGCUGGCCCACCGGUGGUCGCGAUCAGUGCCAGGGCGACUCUGGUGGUCCUCUUUAUCACAACAACGUUGUACUUGGUGUCUGCUCUUUCGGAAUCGGAUGCGGCCAAGCUUUAUUCCCUAGAGUCAAUACUCGCGUAUCUCGUUACACUUCUUGGAUCCACGCUCAUUCAUAAUACGCUACUUGACAACUAUUCAAACUUUUAUCGCAAUGUGAAAACCAAUACUUUUCUAUGGAUUUUAUGUGAGAUAGCAAUAUAAUAUAAUUAUUUCUAAAAAAUGCUAGCAAUUUCUCAAAUGAACUACAUAAAUAUAUGUUCAUAUCAAUAAAUGAAAUUAAUAUGAUUGAAAGGUA
This is a messenger RNA of Spodoptera litura, 990 nucleotides long. Its product is annotated as trypsin CFT-1-like. Gene Ontology annotation, molecular function: serine-type endopeptidase activity. Gene Ontology annotation, biological process: proteolysis. The record is from RefSeq and is a predicted model, not a curated record. NCBI's taxonomy places the organism in Eukaryota, Metazoa, Arthropoda, Insecta, Lepidoptera, Noctuidae.